Molecule: messenger RNA, 993 nt
Organism: Beauveria bassiana ARSEF 2860
Lineage: Eukaryota; Fungi; Ascomycota; Sordariomycetes; Hypocreales; Cordycipitaceae
Product: mitochondrial thiazole biosynthetic enzyme
Exons: 2
Coding region: 1-993 (330 amino acids)
Biological process (GO): thiamine biosynthetic process
Source: RefSeq, a predicted model, not a curated record
AUGAGCCCUCCUGCUGCCCUGUCCCCCCCUCAGCACGCCGCCGUGCCCGUGUCCAAGGUGUCCAACGGCAACGGCCACGCCGUCGCCAAGCCCGGCUUCCCCGACACCAGCGGCGUCGCCAUUGACGACAUGCUGGGACAGUGGGACAACUUUCAGUUUGCGCCCAUCCGCGAGUCGCAGGUCUCGCGGGCCAUGACGCGCCGCUACUUCCAGGACCUCGACACGUACGCCGAGUCGGACAUUGUCAUCAUCGGCGCCGGCUCCUGCGGCCUGUCCGCCGCCUACGUGCUCGGCAAGAAGCGGCCCGACCUCAAGAUUGCCAUCAUCGAGGCGUCGGUGAGCCCCGGCGGCGGCGCCUGGCUCGGCGGCCAGCUCUUCUCCGCCAUGGUGAUGCGCAAGCCCGCCGACGUCUUCCUGCGCGAGGUCGGCGUGCCCUAUGAGGACGAGGGCGCCUACGUCGUCGUGCGCCACGCGGCGCUCUUCACCUCGACCAUCAUGUCCAAGGUGCUGCAGAUGCCCAACAUUAAGCUCUUCAACGCCACCUGCGUCGAGGACCUCAUCACGCGCGCCGGCCGCGACGGCGACGAGGGCGUCCGCAUCGCCGGCGUCGUGACCAAUUGGACGCUCGUCUCCAUGCACCACGACAACCAGUCCUGCAUGGACCCCAACACCAUCAACGCGCCCCUCAUCAUCUCCACCACCGGCCACGACGGGCCCAUGGGCGCCUUUUGCGUCAAGCGCCUCGUCAGCAUGCAGCGCAUCGAGAAGCUCGGCGGUAUGCGCGGCCUCGACAUGAACACGGCCGAGGACGCCAUCGUCAAGGGCACCCGCGAAAUUGUGCCCGGCUUGAUUGUCGGCGGCAUGGAACUAUCCGAGGUUGACGGCGCCAAUCGCAUGGGUCCUACUUUUGGUGCCAUGGCCCUCUCUGGCCUCAAGGCUGCUGAAGAGGCUCUCAAGGUCUUUGACAUCCGCAAGAAGGAAAACGAGCUCUAA